Suncus etruscus (white-toothed pygmy shrew) is the source of this 1302-nucleotide messenger RNA. It is a transcript of the gene C2CD4C, whose product is annotated as C2 calcium dependent domain containing 4C. The transcript has a single exon. Bases 1 to 1281 code for a protein of 426 amino acids. NCBI's taxonomy places the organism in Eukaryota, Metazoa, Chordata, Mammalia, Eulipotyphla, Soricidae. The record is from RefSeq and is a predicted model, not a curated record.
AUGAAGAAGACCAACAUGUGGUUGCUGGAGCGGCUGCGGGUGUCGGGGGAAAACGGGGCCUCGGGCGGCGAGGGCAGCGACAAGGCCAAGGGGCCGCUGUACAGCAACGUGCUCACCCCGGACAAGAUCCCGGACUUCUUCAUCCCCCCGAAGCUGCCCGGGGCGCCCCCGGAGAGCGAGGGGCCGGCGGCGGCCGAGCAGCCGGCGCCCUCGGCCUCCCCCGCGUCGCCCCGCCGGGCGCCCCGCAGCCCCCGGCUCCCGGCCAAGCUGGCGAGCGAGAGCCGCAACCUGCUGCGGGCCGCCACGCGCCACGUGAUCCAGAUCGAGAGCGCCGAGGACGGGGGCGCGGACGACGACGAGGGCCCCGACGCCCCGCCGCAGCCGUCGCCCCUGGGCUUCGCGGCGCUGGCCGAGAGCCCGCACACGCGGCGCCGCGAGUCCCUGUUCCACAGCGAGCACGGCGCGCUGGCCCAGCUGGGCUCCCCGGGCGCGGGGCGGCGGCGGCGGCCGCGGCGCGGGGCCGAGGGCGGCGGCGGCGGCGGGGACGGCGGGGACGGGGCCCCCCGCGAUCGCGAGCGGGAGAGCGGCGGGCUCCGGAGCCCCGGGCGCGCGCUGAGCGGCGGCGAGAGCGACACGGGCUCGUCGGCCGAGUCGUCGCCCUUCGGCUCGCCGCUGCUGUCGCGCUCCGUGUCGCUGCUCAAGGGCUUCGCGCAGGACGGCCAGGCCAAGGUGCAGCAGCUCACGCAGUCGGUGGGCCGCGCCGGCUCGCUCUCGGCCGACGACAGCACCCCCGAGCCCAGCCCCGGCGCGCGCCGCCGCCGCCCGCGCCACCACCACCACGCGCGCCUGCUGGCCCGCCGGCCCAGCCCCGAGGCCGGCCCCGAGCCGGGCGCCGCGCCGCGCGCCGAGCACGCCGUGCGCCUGGGCCCGCGCGGCAGCGUGCGGCUGCUGGCCGAGUACGAGGCGGCGCAGGCCCGGCUGCGCGUGCGGCUGCUGGCCGCCGAGGGCCUGUACGACCGGCUGUGCGACGCGCGCGCCAUCAACUGCUGCGUCGGGCUGUGCCUGGUGCCCGGCAAGCUGCAGAAGCAGCGCAGCACCAUCAUCAAGCACAGCCGCCACCCGGUGUUCAACGAGGACUUCUUCUUCGACGGCCUGGGGCCCGCCAGCGCGCGCAAGCUGGCGCUGCGCAUCAAGGUGGUCAACAAGGGCAGCAGCCUCAAGCGGGACACGCUGCUGGGCGAGAAGGAGCUGCCCCUCACCGCCCUGCUCCCCUUCUUGUAGGCGGCCCCGACGGCCGGGCCG